CUCGUCAAGUUCUACGCUCCUUGGUGCAAACACUGCAAGAAGAUGGCUCCCGAGUACGAGCGCGUCGCCGCUAAAUACAACGGUGCUGGAGGGCAGAAAGGCGUCUCCAUUGCUCAGGUGGACGGCGUCGCAGAAGAGAAGCUGCUUCGGCGGUACGACAUCUCUGGCUACCCGACAGUCCUGCUCUUCAGAGACGGGCAGCGACUGGCCACCUUUGGCUCCGCGCGCACGUAUGACGCCUUUGUCGCUUUCAUAGAGGAG
Messenger RNA from Emiliania huxleyi CCMP1516, 261 nucleotides. RefSeq lists its product as hypothetical. Gene Ontology annotation, cellular component: endoplasmic reticulum. Gene Ontology annotation, biological process: protein folding. The record is from RefSeq and is a predicted model, not a curated record. Lineage: Eukaryota; Haptophyta; Isochrysidales; Noelaerhabdaceae. The transcript has a single exon. The annotation marks the transcript as partial. Gene Ontology annotation, molecular function: protein disulfide isomerase activity.